Messenger RNA from Nakaseomyces glabratus, 1647 nucleotides. RefSeq names its product Mtc6p (gene MTC6). NCBI's taxonomy places the organism in Eukaryota, Fungi, Ascomycota, Saccharomycetes, Saccharomycetales, Saccharomycetaceae. The record is from RefSeq and is a predicted model, not a curated record.
AUGUACUGGCUGCUUUUCCUCUUUUUUGUCCACUUCCUGCGACAUGGUUUAUGUGAUACAAGUACUAGAAGCAAUGGGAGUGGUACCAUGAACCCCGCAGGUAUUAAUAUUACCAACAGCACUUAUAUGAAUGCGACAUGGCAAAGCAAUUCUCUUUCCCAUGAAUUAGCAGUUCGAUCACAAAGAGAUAUUAUGUCAAAUAUUACUAUAGACCAGGUCCCAUUUCCGGGUAUUAACCUGAAUUCUGUGUUGUUUCAUAAAGCCUUCAUUGUGAACAACAAUGGGUCUCACCUUCCUUUCAAUGAGUCUAUUGCAUUCGAAUACUUUCAAAAUAUAAUGGUCUAUGGAGCUCAAAGUUUUGUCGUUGAUAUAGAAGUGGGGAUGAACUACAGCUGGGUAUUAAAGGAAACAGAUGUGCUCCUAUCGGAUUUACUUAUACAAAUGAGAAACUUCAUAUCUGCUACGAAUAACAAUUUAUAUGGUAAUGUGCUGAUGUUAUUACUUAGAGUAGAUCCGACCAUAAAGCUAGCGAGUGCUCGAAAUAAGACGAUUUACAAUUCGCGGUUGAAUUUUACGGAUGAUUUGUUCAAUAAGUUUCCGAACCUGAAUAUCACAGGAAUACUUGACAAUACUAUUGGAAGAUCUUUUAUUUACACGCCUUCAGACUUUUUAGGAACAUAUGAUCCGCCUUACAGUAUAGAUAACUCCACUAACUUUUGGCCCACAUUGGGUGCCUUAAUGUAUGGUAGACGGAAACGACUACUGGCAAUGGAAAUCACUAACUCGUUUGAUGCAUUGGAAAGUAACUACAUUUUCACUAACCAUAAUUUAACAUAUGAUGUAGGAAAUGUCUCGAUUAGCUGUCCGUAUAAUAGAGACCAAUUCAUAUCGGCUUCUGAAACAACUUUUAAGUUCUUAGAAGCAAGAUAUACAAAAUCUGAGGUUGAGAUGUACUCAGGAUGUGGAUACUCACCUAUGAUAGCUAACAGAUUUGACUCUGCUAAUAUUACAGCCUUGAUAGAUCUACUGGCACCUGCCGUAGUAUGGUCGUGGGCAGUUGGUCAACCUAUAUUGACAGUAUCAGUUCCUCGAAAGACGAGCGAUUUAGUAGCAGAAAACUGUGCAGCAUUUAACUUUGCAUAUAACAAUUUUUCAGCCAAUUGGUUUGUGGAAAAUUGCUAUUCUAAAAAAAGAGCUUUAUGUCGGUCAGAUAAGCAGAUCUUUAAUUGGACAGCAACCAAUGUUAAGGAUUCUUAUUUUGAGAUGGAUGGUUAUAGAGGAGAGACAAAAUGUCCUAAUACCUACUCUUUCUCAAUCCCAAGAACUCCUCUAGAACAGCGCUCUAUACUUUUACAAUUUGAGGCUUCUCAAUUUAAUGACGAUACAUUAUGGAUUGAUUUGAAUUCAAUAUCCGUCUCUAACUGUUGGGUAUCGGGCGGUUCAUACGCUAGUUGUCCAUACCAGCGGGCAGUUUCGACCAGAAAUUUUGUGGCUAUGAUGGUUCCUGUUACUGUGUGCUCGUUCGUCCUUUUGAUGAUGGCAUUAUAUUUCAGUCUUUUCAGGAUUCCAAUUUAUGAUAAUCGUUACAAUUGGAGAAGAGUUGUGAAUAACUAUUCUAAAACGGAAGUUGAUGGUGUUCCGUCUUGA